Cloeon dipterum is the source of this 4712-nucleotide messenger RNA. Its product is annotated as inactive dipeptidyl peptidase 10-like. Gene Ontology annotation, cellular component: plasma membrane. Gene Ontology annotation, molecular function: serine-type peptidase activity. The record is from RefSeq and is a predicted model, not a curated record. NCBI's taxonomy places the organism in Eukaryota, Metazoa, Arthropoda, Insecta, Ephemeroptera, Baetidae. Gene Ontology annotation, biological process: proteolysis. The transcript has 16 exons. Bases 278 to 2872 code for a protein of 864 amino acids.
AGCGCGGCGGCGGCGGCAACAACAGGCGGGCCGGCGGCUGGUGCUCCGCGUUGCAAUCAAACCGCGUGUCACAAUAAUUACCACGGAUCGAUUUCGAGUGGCUCUCGAAGAAUGCGUCCGCAUCGGAACCGUCCACAUCGCGACAACGGCCGCCGAGGUGCACGCCGGCGACGCUAGCGCCGCUCGUGUUGGUCGCGCCACCUACCAGUCGCUUCGUCCCGACUGUCCGGACAAGAGCGGCAGCAUGUGCCGGUAAAUUUCGCGCGCUGCCCGAAAGAUGUACGCUGUCGCCGACACGGACGAUGCCCCCAUCCAGGUGGUGUCCACCAUCUCCGGGGCGGCGGGCACCGUCAACCCCGUCCCGGACAGCGAGAUGGACGCUCUGCUCCUUGGACGUACAAGGGUAUGUGGGGAGCUGGUGGCCUCGACGCCCAACCAGAGAAACUGGCGCGGCAUCCUGAUCGCCCUGCUGGUGAUAAUGGCCGUGCUCGGCCUGAUCGUGUUUUCCAUCGUGCUGUUGUCGCCGCCAGACGAGGGGCCCAGGGUCAAAGGUGAAAAAUUGCAGCGCGAGCACGUGACGGGCCUCGAACUGCACCCGCCACGCUUCAACGGCUCCUGGGUCAACGAAACCGAGUUUGUCUUUCGUGAUAUCUACGGCGGAGUGUCCGUCUACAACGCGGACAACCUGUCCUCCCGUGUUCUUAUGACAAACAGUACUUUUAGACAGCUGAAUGCAGUUAAUUUUAGUGUUUCCAGUGAUCUUAAUUACGUUCUUCUCAUCGCCGACGUUAAGAAGGUGUACAGAUACUCAACGGAGGCGAAAUAUAGCAUAUACGAAGUUGCAACAGAAAACCACUUCCCUCUGAAGACGGAGGAGGACGCGGAGGACGUGCACCCGCACCUGCAGCAGGUGCAGUGGUCGCCGCGCGGCAACGCCCUCGUCUUCGUCUACAAAAACGACGUCUUCUUCCGGCCGGCGGCCAACAACGCCAACACAGUCAGGGUAUCGACCUCUGGCGAGCCAGGGGUCGUCUUCAACGGCGUUCCCGAUUGGCUCUACGAAGAGGAGAUAUUGAAAAGCUCCAAGGCUUUUUGGUUCUCCAAGGACGGCUCGAUGCUGCUCUUCGCCGCCUUUAACGACUCUCUGGUCGGCGAGAUGCAGUUUUCGUGGUACGGCGGCCUCGGCGAGAAGCUCUCCUACCCCAAGACCAAGAGUCUCAGAUAUCCAAAGGCUGGAACCGCCAACCCUGAGGUUAGUCUUUAUGUGGCGAAUCUGGAAGCCCUGGGGAGUUCAGGUGCAAGUGCCAGACAGGCGGCCGGUAAUCAAGUCGUCAACAUCAAACCGACCGCAGCAGUGACUGACCAAGAACACUACUUCACAGCAGUGACUUGGGCCAGCCCGCGGCAAGUGGCGGUCAUCUGGAUGAACAGGCGGCAGAAUUUGUCAAUAAUUUCCAUUUGCUCAGAGCCGAGCUGGGAAUGCGAGGACAGCCACACUGAGAGGCAGACCGGUCGCGGCUGGGUGGAUCUCUACGAGGCACCGCUCUUCUCCGAGGACAGUACCUCCUACGUCAUCCGUCUGCCAGUGCUUGACGGAGAAUCUGGCAAGUUCCAGCACAUCAACCAGAUUUUCAUCAACCCCAAAAGGUUGUCCCCCCUGACGCACGGCACCUUCGAGGUCACCUCCAUCCUCGCCUGGGACCCAGAGAGCCACCAUGUGUACUUUAUGGCUGCACCUGAAGGGAAGCCAGGCCAGCGCCACUUGUACAGAGUGCUGGACCAAAAUGCGAGCACCACGGCAGACAGGAAGAAAGAGUGUUUGACGUGUCCCGAAGUGGUCAGCACGACAAACGUGACCGAUUCGGAUUACGGGCCGUGUCUCUACUCGAACGCCUUUUUCUCGCCGUCUGCCAAGUACUACAUCCACGAGUGCUUGGGGCCGGAGCCGCCAGUGAUUUGGCUGGUGGAGGCCAGGACGAACGCACGCAUCGCUCUCAUCGACGACUACCCAACGCUGAGAAAAACUCUGGCAACUUUAGCUUUACCACAGAUCAAAACGAUCGAGGUGGAAAUCGAAGGAGGCUACCAAGCUCAAGUCAGACUGUUUCUGCCUCCUGGGCUGCGCGAGUACGAGGAAAUGGCAUUCCCCCUUGUGCUGCACGUAGACGCCGCACCUGGCUCGCAGCUAGUGACGGAGAGGUGGGGAGUCGACUGGGGUUCCUACCUGGCCAGCCAGCGAAACUUCAUUGUGGCCCAAAUUGACGCCCGGGGCUCUGGAUUCCAGGGCGAAAAACUCAGGCACGAACUCUUCCACAAACUCGGCUCGGUGGAAAUCGAGGAUCAGAUCGCUGUCAUUAAGUACCUGAGAGACAACCUUAAAUACAUCGACAAGGAUCAUCUGGCAGUUUGGGGCUGGAGCUACGGUGGCUUCGCGACCGCCAUGAUUCUCGCUCAGGACGAAGAAGUCUUUCGCUGCGGAAUUUCCGUGGCUCCAAUCACAAGUUGGAUUCACUACAACUCUGCUUUCACUGAGCGCUACAUGGGCCUGCCCAACGUGACUGACAACUACAGGGGCUACGAAGAGUCGGACGUCACAAAGAGGGCCGGCAAUCUUCGGGAAAAGCUUUUUCUGCUCAUCCACGGCACGGCCGACGACAACGUUCAUUACCAGCAGAGCAUGAUGCUCAUCCAAGCACUCACUGCUGAAGGUGUUCUUUUUCGACACCAGACAUAUCCAGAUGAAGACCACAGCUUCUCUGGCGUGAAGAGUCACAUGUACAAGGCCAUGGAGUCAUUCCUCGACGAUUGCUUUGGACCGCUUGAUUUUGAAGAGUGGGAAAUCGGAACGAGUUUUUUUACUUUCAAGCAGUAGAAAGAGAGCGAGAAAUCAGCUAACAGCAGAAGAUAAUGUGUUAAAUAGCUGAAGCAUUUUGAUUGACUUCGUUUUUGUAAUAAGAGAAACUGCAUUUGGCUGUUGGACACACAAGGAUUUUAGUCUCAGAGAAUUUAAAAGUACGUAGCCUGUCAGCAAACCAUCAUGCACACCAACAUCAUCAUCAUCAAGUACCAUUAUUUAUUACCACAUGAGAGUAUAGUUACCGCGUGAAAAUGCACUUGUUAAAAAGAAAAUGCGUGUCAUUUGCUCUUUCGGUUGACACGCUGAUAUUUUUAAUUUCACAUAUGGGCCUGCUCUCUAAUUUUUAUCUUUUGCGGAUCUCAGGUUGAAUUUUCCUCAUUUGCCUAAAGGGGGCAAAAGACCAAGGAUAACCCUCGCUCUUCGUACAUUAUAUAAUGUUUUGUGUGCGAAUUGCAAAAGGAACACCUUAAAAUGAGUGUGUAUCAGCUGUAAAGGUGAAUAUUGUGAUCAUUAUUAUUUUAAUGAAUAUAAAUAAACAAUGUGUACAUCAUCAUUUAAAGCAAGAAAGCAUAUAAGCUUAAUUAAAAUGAAUGUUUUCCUGUGAUGGCCUGAUAUUGAACAUGUCUGAUGUUUGAAAUUAUCAAAAUGUUAAGGUGGGUGUUUGUUUGAUUUGCCAUUGGAUAGUAAAAGGUGUUUCGAAAUUCGUGUGUGACAAAAGUUCGUUAAUUGUUACUAUUUGUUGGAAAUGUUAUACCUGUGAACAUAUUUCUGGCUGUUCCAUGUUGAAUCGUCAUAAUUAACUAACUCUGUUUUCAUUUUCUAAAAAAAUGUGGACAUAUAUACAUUAAAAGCUUAAAGUUGUGAGGUGAUUUUUUGCGAGAGAAAAACAUUUGUUGCUCAUGUGUAAAAAUUUUAUACGUUAGAGUCCCUGGAGUGGAUGUGAUUUUUAUGAAGCCCUUGUAAUACUGUGUAUUGUUCAAGUAAAACUGCGCGGUUUAAGUUCAAAACAAAAAUGUAUAAAAGCAGUUCAAGCUUUCAUCUGCGCAUCGACUAUUACGUUUUUUAAGUAUAAUUGACAGAUAACACCAAGCUUUAAAGGUUUUUGGCCUGUUUCAAAGAGAGAAAAUUUUGACCUACGGCAGAGAAGAGGAGAACAUUCGAAAACUUGUAAAUGAUGAAAAAAAGCUGAGUUUCUCCUUAGCGAGUAGCUGUUGCAUCUGUAUUAGUUUACAUAGGUGAGAAUUCCAAUUGACCAACCUAUAAAAUGUUACACUAAUUAUAAAAAAAAAGAAAGAAUAAAAUGCGCUGCCCUAGUCAUCACUUCCCCCCACUGACAAUCCUCGUAAUCUUCAGCAGCCGUACCUAUAACCACGCAAACCAUUCUCUAUAUUAACUUUUUAUGUGAUGAGAUGUUUAUUGUUGAAAAAUGUCCAUUUUAAAAACGCGUGCGCUUCACAUGAUUCCAUUUUUGACUCGUCGAAGCCCCUAAUGAGUUCAAAUAUAACAAAACGCAGCACUUUUACUGCACACACAAUUGUGUUUUUGGCAUUCAAAAAGCUUUUAUGUUGUCCCAUCUUUUCUUGAGACUUUUUCCUCUUAGCCCCAUCAUAUAAAAGUAAAAGCAUACAUUCAGUAAAUUAAAAACAUUAUAUAAAGUUGUAAUUUAACUAAAGUAAACUUUUGAAAAAUUCCAGUCGUAAAAUUAAAAUAUUGCAUUGAGUGAUUCAAUAAGAGGAAAUGAUCCCCUUUCUGUAAAGAGGAUACUCCUCUUUCUUUGUUAUAUAAAUGAAAUUUAUAUGAGUAGUCUUCGUGCACCAUUAUUUUCUAAUAAAAGUCACAAAAUUAUUCAAAGCUG